This is a messenger RNA of Triticum turgidum subsp. durum (durum wheat), 291 nucleotides long. The record is from the annotation of a GenBank genome assembly. Lineage: Eukaryota; Viridiplantae; Streptophyta; Magnoliopsida; Poales; Poaceae.
AUGGCGCCGCCCGCAAGAUCAUCGGCGCCUUUGUUCCUCCUCCUCGUUGUUCUCCUCGUCGCCGCACGGCGCUCCGCCGGUGAUGACGACUUCUCUCCACCGCAGGUGCAGCCGUUGGACCCCAAGUGCCAGGAGAUGACGGAGAUGUGCACCCCGGCGACGUGCACCAAGCUCUGCCUCAGCAUAGGGCUGGGUAAAGACGCCGACGGCGGGUUCUGCACCUUCCAUGGCAUGCAGUUCUACUGCUGCUGCCCCAUACCCGCCCCCGUCCCGCCGCCCUCAAGGCUCUGA